AUGGUUCUAACCUUGAGCCAUGCCAACGACGUCUACCGGCGCUAUGAUAUCGACCGGCAGCACAAACUUCCACUGGGAGCAUUCGCAAAAGAUGGGAUUAAAGGCUACGAAGAGAUCGAAACCACUUCGGAAUACUGGCAGCAGCAAGCCCUGAACACGCUACAGGCAAAACUGGCCGAGAAACCGGUAGUAGCGCAAGCCAAGAAUGUAAUUUUCUUCCUCGGAGAUGGAAUGUCCCCGCAAACGGUGGCUGCCACCCGGAUGUACCUUGGCAACGAAAACAAAGUGCUAUCAUUCGAAGAGUUUCCGUAUCUUGGUACGGCCAGGCCGUAUUGCGUGAAUAAACAAGUUGCGGACUCGGCUUGCACGGCUUCGGCUUACCUUUCCGGAGUGAAAACCAAUUACGGAAUGAUCAACGUUGCACCGUACGUUCCGCGUUCCAACUGCGAUUAUAAUAGGACCGAGGCAGAGUUUAAAGGAUUGUUGCAGUGGGCCCAGGAGAGUGGCAAAGCCACCGGAGUGGUGACCAAUACUCCUAUAACCGAUGCUAGUCCGGCGGGUGCCUAUGCUAGUAUAGCGACGCGGGAUUGGGAGAAUAAUGAAAAUGUCUUGAGUGAUGGAUGUGAUCCCAAUGAAUAUCCGGAUAUUGCGCAUCAGUUGAUUCACGGUGAGGUGGGGAAGAACUUAAAUGUUAUUUUUGGUGGCGGUCGACAGCAUUUUCGAUCAACGACGGCGGUUGAUGAAAACGGAAACAGUGGUGCUCGAACGGAUGGGAGAAAUCUGAUUGCGGAGUGGCUUGAGCUUCAUCCCAAUCGGGCGCAGUACGUGUACAAUAAAGUGGGAUUACAAGCGGUUGAUGUCAACAACACCGAUCACUUGCUGGGACUGUUUCAAACCGACUACCUUUGGUACAAUCUUGAAAUUGAAGCUUUGAACCUACACGAAACGGAACCAAAGUUGUGGGAGUUGGUGGAAGUGGCAAUCAAUAUGUUGCGGAAAAGUGAAACCGGUUACGUGUUGUUCGUCGAGGGCGGUCGAAUUGAUAAUGCUCAUCACGGAACGAGAGCACGCCUGGCGCUGGACGAAACGGCACAGUUUUCGGAGGCGAUCGCCUUUGCACGUAAGGCCACGAGCAUCGAAGAUACGCUAAUAGUGGUUACAGCGGAUCAUAGCCACACGAUGACCUACAAUGGAUACACGCACCGUGGCAGCGACAUUCUGGGCAUCGCGGACAUCAGCGACGAGGACGGGCUUCCGUACACUACGCUGAGCUACGCCAACGGAGGUGGUUACUACGACACCUACACCGCGGAAAACCGUGCCGUACGGGCGGACAUUAGCGCGCUGGACUGGACACACCGGGACGCGCGCUAUCUGGCCACUUGGCCGAUGGAUUUAGAGACGCACGGCGGUGAGGACGUCACAGUGUAUGCCAGCGGCCCCCAGGCACACAUGUUCCAGGGUAACUUCGAGCAGCACGUUAUUCCGCAUCUGAUUUCCUACGCUGCCAAAAUCGGGCACUACCGGGAGGAGGAACCGAUGACGACGAGUGAUCCGGGUGACAGUGGGAGUUGCUCGCCGGGUUGUACUCGGCUAACCGUCGUUUGUUUGUUUAUCGCUCUGUUUAGUAUUUUAAGGAGAUAG
Sabethes cyaneus is the source of this 1644-nucleotide messenger RNA. RefSeq names its product membrane-bound alkaline phosphatase-like. The transcript has 2 exons. The record is from RefSeq and is a predicted model, not a curated record. Gene Ontology annotation, biological process: dephosphorylation. NCBI's taxonomy places the organism in Eukaryota, Metazoa, Arthropoda, Insecta, Diptera, Culicidae. Gene Ontology annotation, molecular function: alkaline phosphatase activity. The coding region runs from base 1 to 1644 and encodes 547 amino acids.